Molecule: messenger RNA, 399 nt
Organism: Syzygium oleosum
Lineage: Eukaryota; Viridiplantae; Streptophyta; Magnoliopsida; Myrtales; Myrtaceae
Exons: 1
Coding region: 1-399 (132 amino acids)
Source: RefSeq, a predicted model, not a curated record
AUGACGAGCCUAGAGACUAGUCUGGCACAAUCUGGACUCCAGCAAACGCCUAUAGCACCUGAGCCUUCGGGGGACGAGCAUGAACCAGAGCCGGAAGAAUCCCAGGCGGGGUACGAUCCGAUGGACGUGGACCUCGAGGUAAUACCCGAGGAAGAACCAAAAGAGGAACAACCCGAGGCAGAACCUGAAGAGGCUCCAGAAGAUGAGCAUGAGGAUGAGCCGGAAGAAGAACCGGAGCACAUACCCGAGUAUGAGCAAUGGAUUGACCCCGAGUUUGUGCCAGAGGACGAGUCUGAUGAGGAGCCAGUCGAGGAGCAGCGAGACGAGGUUCCAGCGGAGUCGGGUGAUUUAAAUAACUCGAUUGAGAUCGAGGCCGAACCGGAGUUUUCAGAGGAGUAG